AUGAAUUCCGACGAGAAGGAGGACUGUGAGUGUGCGCCACCACAGGCCGACAUUAGCCCAGAAGGAGGAGCUGACAGACAAUACGACGAGCCUGAAGUAGAAAACCCAGAAGCAAGCCGAAUGAAGCGAGCGGCUGCCAAGCAUCUAAUAGAGCGCUAUUACCACCAGUUAACAGAGGGUUGUGGGAAUGAAUCGUGCUCCAAUUCAUGGUGUGCCUCGUCUUUCGGCUUCCGCCGCAUGGACAACAAUGCGGCAGCUGUCAAAGCCCUCGAGCUCUACAAGGUCAAUGCAAAACUGUGCGACCCUCACCCCUCAAAGAAAGGUACAGCUUCAGUCUACCUGGAGAACACGCCGUGUAGCAAUACCAAGAUGAACCAUAAAGAUGUCCACUCUGUACGAGACAAUUUCAAAGAUGUGAGUUACCUGACAGAGGAGAAAGUGUAUGAGAUCUUGGAUAUCUGCGGUGAGAAAGAAGAUUACUCCCCUCUCAUCAGAGUAAUCGGCCGAGUGUUCUCCAGCGCUGAGGUCCUGGUCCAGAGCUUCAGAAGGUCUAAUCCGCACACCAAGGAGGAGCUCAAGUCCCUACAGGAAAAGGACGAGGACAAAGAUGAGGAUGAAAAGGAGUCUGCCGCCUGCUCGACCACAGCCAUGGAGGAGGAUUCUUCGACUUCUUCAUCGUCACGGCAUGGGGAAGGGUCAUCGGGAGAGAACGCUGGCCAAAAGCUGGCCCCUGACGAGGUGACGGUAGACAUUGAAGCGGUGCGCCGGGUGUACGAGCGCCUGCUGUCAAAUGAAAAGAUAGAAGCUGCUUUCUUGAACGCUCUGGUCUACCUCUCACCUAACGUAGAGUGUGACCUAACGUACCAUAAUGUUUAUUCCCGCGACCCAAAUUACCUUAACCUGUUUGUUAUUGUGAUGGAGAACAGCAAUCUCCACAGCCCAGAAUACUUAGAGAUUGCCCUCCCACUGUUCUGCAAGGCCAUGAGUAAACUCCCACUGGCCGCUCAGGCCAAACUUUCUCGACUGUGGGCGCACUACAGUACCGAGCACAUCCGACGCAUGGUGGAGACCUUCCAGCAACUCAUUACCUACAAGGUAAUCAGCAACGAGUUCAACAGCCGCAACUUGGUGAACGAUGACGACUCCGUGGUGGCGGCCACCAAGUGCUUGAAGAUCGUCUACUAUGCAAAUGUGCUCGGCGGAGACCUCGAUACGGAGCACAAUGAGGAUGAAGACGAAGAGCCCGUCCCUGAGUCUAGUGAGCUCACUCUACAGGAGCUGCUAGGCGAGGAGAGGCGGAACAAGAAGGGUCCUCGGGUGGACCCACUGGAGACAGAAAUGGGCAUCCGCACCAAUGACUGUCGGCGGCCACUCAUCCCCUUUGAGGAGUUUGUUAACGAGCCUCUGAACGAGGUGUUGGAGAUGGACAAGGACUACACUUUCUUUAAGGUUGAAACUGAAAACAAAUUCUCCUUCAUGACGUGUCCUUUCAUCCUUAAUGCUGUCACCAAGAAUCUAGGUCUGUACUACGACAACCGCAUUCGAAUGUACAGCGAGCGACGUAUUACGGUGCUAUACAGCUUAGUGCAGGGCCAGCAACUCAAUCCGUACCUGAGGCUAAAGGUCCGCCGUGACCACAUCAUUGAUGACGCUUUGGUCAGGCUGGAGAUGAUUGCAAUGGAGAAUCCUGCAGACUUGAAAAAGCAGCUGUACGUGGAGUUUGAAGGAGAACAAGGAGUUGAUGAAGGAGGUGUUUCCAAAGAGUUUUUUCAGCUUGUUGUUGAGGAGAUCUUCAACCCAGAUAUUGGCAUGUUCACAUAUGAUGAACUCACCAAACUCUUUUGGUUCAACCCUUCGUCGUUUGAAAAUGAGGGCCAGUACACACUGAUUGGAAUAGUUCUUGGCCUCGCCAUCUACAACAAUUGCAUCUUGGAUGUUCACUUUCCAAUGGUGGUCUACAGGAAGCUAAUGGGCAAGAAAGGAACCUUCAGGGACCUUGCCGAUGCCAACCCUAUUCUUUACCAGAGCCUGAAGGAGCUUUUAGAGUAUACGGGAAGCGUGGAGGAGGACAUGAUGAUCACGUUCCAGAUUUCUCAGACAGAUCUCUUCGGGAAUCCACUCAUGUAUGAUUUAAGGGAAAACGGUGAUAAAAUUCCAGUAACAAAUGAGAAUCGAAAGGAAUUUGUGGCUCAGUAUGCAGAAUACAUGUUGAACAAAAGUGUGGAGAAGCAGUUCAAAGCAUUUAGGAGAGGUUUUCACAUGGUCACCAAUGAGUCACCACUCAAGUACCUCUUCAGGCCUGAAGAAAUAGAGCUACUUAUAUGUGGGAGCAGGAACCUGGACUUCUUGGCACUGGAGGACACAACGGAAUACGAUGGAGGCUACAACAGAGAUUGCCGAAUCAUCAAGGAGUUCUGGGAGACAUUACACUCUUUUGGAGAGGAACAGAAGCGACUCUUCCUUCAAUUCACCACAGGCACUGACAGAGCACCCGUCGGGGGGCUAGGCAAACUGAAGAUGAUUAUUGCCAAGAAUGGGCCGGACACCGAUCGGCUGCCAACAUCUCACACUUGCUUUAAUGUGCUACUGCUGCCAGAGUACAGCAGCAAAGAGAAGCUGAGGGAGCGACUGCUGAAAGCCAUCACCUAUGCCAAAGGGUUUGGCAUGCUCUGA
This is a messenger RNA of Nerophis lumbriciformis (worm pipefish), 2673 nucleotides long. The record is from RefSeq and is a predicted model, not a curated record. Lineage: Eukaryota; Metazoa; Chordata; Actinopteri; Syngnathiformes; Syngnathidae.